AUGAAUAGGCCACUUCGUCGAUUCAACCCAAUGAUUAGUGCUUUCCGAAGAGCUCCUUUAUCGUUUGAACUCACCACCACGUAUACAGGAAAACAGAAAAUGGUUCUGAUUGCCCGGACAGCUGAUGGUGACGAUGUAGCCCGAGCUCAUCCGUUUGCUCAAGACUUGCAAGCGAUGGGAAGAGUGAUUGUGGUGUCAGUGGAAUUUGAUGUGAGUAGUCUAGCAGUGCUGGCCUCUGAUGAUGCGGCUUUUGAAUGGAAUGACCCAAUGAGUCCCUAUCCGCUCAUCGAUUUCUGGAAUACGCAACUUAGUAAA
Molecule: messenger RNA, 315 nt
Organism: Mesorhabditis belari
Lineage: Eukaryota; Metazoa; Nematoda; Chromadorea; Rhabditida; Rhabditidae
Source: the annotation of a GenBank genome assembly